Messenger RNA from Cariama cristata (Red-legged seriema), 1278 nucleotides. Its product is annotated as collagen alpha-1(IV) chain-like. The transcript has 11 exons. The record is from RefSeq and is a predicted model, not a curated record. Gene Ontology annotation, cellular component: basement membrane; collagen trimer. Lineage: Eukaryota; Metazoa; Chordata; Aves; Cariamiformes; Cariamidae. Bases 1 to 1278 code for a protein of 425 amino acids. Gene Ontology annotation, molecular function: extracellular matrix structural constituent.
AUGGACUAUGCAGUGCAAUGUGCUCCUGGUUUUCCAGGGCCUCCUGGUCUUUCCACUCCCAGCAUGAAAGGAAGCAAAGGUGUUAGAGGGGCAGAUGGCAUACCAGGGCCAACAGGACCAGCCGGCGACAUUGGUCUUCCUGGUCCAAAAGGAAUAGAAGGUCGAUCAGGUUAUCCUGGUGCUAGAGGGGACCCUGGAUUUCUUGGAUUCCCAGGUGUAAAAGGAGAAAAGGGUAAUCAAGGACCCCCUGGACCACAAGGUGCAGAAGGGCCAAGGGGACCAAAGGGCCAGCAUGGUCCACCUGGAGUCCCUGGGAGAAUAUUCUCCAUCCCAGGAAGCAAGGGUCCUCCUGGACUGCCAGGAAUCCCAGGAGCACCAGGUGAUCAAGGAAUUCAAGGGAUUCCUGGACUACAAGGACCUAAAGGAGUAAAAGGUUUACCAGGAAGUUUUGGUCAUCCGGGUCACCCAGGACUGCCUGGUCUAAAAGGAGACAGAGGAUUUCCAGGACAAAGAGGACAACCUGGACUGAUUGGCUUUCCAGGUCUCCAGGGGUUACCUGGCUCACCAGGUACUGCCAUUGCUGGUCCAACAAGAAGAGGCUUUAUCUUUACCCGGCAUAGUCAAUCAACAAAGAGUCCUUCAUGUCCACAUGGGACAUCGCAGAUCUAUGUUGGCUAUUCGCUGCUUUUUGUACAAGGAAAUGAACGAGCACAUGGACAAGAUCUUGGAACAGCUGGUAGCUGCUUGCAGAGAUUUACCACCAUGCCAUUCUUAUUCUGUAACACCAAUGAUGUUUGUAGUUUUGCUUCCCGCAAUGACUAUUCAUACUGGCUGUCGACUGCAGCAGUAAUGCCAGUAGACAUGGCACCGAUUUCUGGCAGGGCACUAGAGCCCCACAUAAGCAGAUGUGUUGUCUGUGAAGGAGCUGCAAUGGUAAUAGCAGUUCACAGCCAAACAACUGUAGUUCCUGCAUGUCCAGAAGGCUGGAUAUCUCUCUGGAAGGGUUUUUCUUUUGUUAUGUAUACAAGUGCCGGCUCAGAAGCUUCUGGCCAAGCACUGGCAUCUCCUGGAUCUUGCUUGGAAGAAUUUCGAGCCAUCCCAUUCAUAGAGUGCCAUGGCAGGGGGACAUGCAACUACUACACAAAUUCCUACAGUUUCUGGUUGGCAUCAUUAAAUCCAAGAAGAAUGUUCAGGAAACCUCUGCCACAGACUUUGAAAGCAGGAGAACUAGAAAAUAUCAUCAGCCGUUGUCAGGUCUGCAUGAAGAGACCAGUCUAA